CACACGUUUUGAACAUUUCUAAAGCACCAAUGCUGGACUUCAAAAGCCCAUCAGAUCUGCAAUAGAGAAGUAUGGCUGGAAGCGGCAAUCUCCCCGUGCUCGUUCUUCUUCUGUUGGCCUCGUUAUCCUCUGCUCAAGGUGGUGUCGUCGAGGUUUGCAAUGGUGACCUCACCUAUACCGAUUGCAGCAACUGCUGUAGUCUGAAGAAAGGUUGUGUCUAUCUGCAACCUGGUUCAGGACAAGUCACUUGCAUUGGCGGUGAUUCAAGGGCUUGUACCCGGGAGUGCCAAGGUCCGAAGUUGGCCGUAUGCCCAUUGCCUUCAUCAGGAUUCCCAACAUCAGGCAUCAAGGUGCUCAAGGGAAAACUCCCACCCCGACAACCUGGAUGCGGUUACUACAACAUCGUUAACGGUGACCCCAUCCCGCGGCUGGAGCAGCAGGGCACAGAUCAAGGUAACCGCCUUGUUCAUUAUGUUCAGGAAGCUCAGCCCUCUCCGAUAGAGCUCAUGGCAGGAAGGAAGUGUAAGCUUGAUUCGAUUGUGGAGGUCUGCAAUGCCGAGGUCUCCAAAGAUAACUGUGGUUGCUGCUUCGGGAAAUCCGGUUGCAUCUACUUGGAGAAUCCAUCCGCAAACAGCACCUGCCUGCCUACUGAAGACCCCAUGGGGGUUUGCGCCCUCGUUUGCCUGCCCAGAGUGUCCAUUUGUGCCAAGUCUGUAACUUUUCAGGGCACCACCCUGCAGUCUUGCAGGAAUGCACGCCGCAGCUGCGAGGACAUGAAAGAGGGCUGCAGUCUCUACGAUCGCAACACCGGAGCUGAUCUCUGCGCUGCAGGGGGUAUCGCUCUGCCUGUCUAGUCUAGUUGCUGAAACUAGUUAUGGGCAUUACUAUUAUGAAUGAAUAAGGCUGCUUGCUAUAAUCCAUUGUUCUCAAGACUGAAGUAAACAAUCCUAGGCUCUCAAAUC
This is a messenger RNA of Selaginella moellendorffii, 962 nucleotides long. RefSeq lists its product as uncharacterized. The transcript is spliced from 2 exons. Bases 72 to 854 code for a protein of 260 amino acids. NCBI's taxonomy places the organism in Eukaryota, Viridiplantae, Streptophyta, Lycopodiopsida, Selaginellales, Selaginellaceae. The record is from RefSeq and is a predicted model, not a curated record.